Melanotaenia boesemani (Boeseman's rainbowfish) is the source of this 6225-nucleotide messenger RNA. Its product is annotated as transcriptional regulator ATRX-like. Bases 139 to 5871 code for a protein of 1910 amino acids. Lineage: Eukaryota; Metazoa; Chordata; Actinopteri; Atheriniformes; Melanotaeniidae. The record is from RefSeq and is a predicted model, not a curated record. Gene Ontology annotation, molecular function: ATP-dependent chromatin remodeler activity; ATP hydrolysis activity; ATP binding. The transcript has 34 exons. Gene Ontology annotation, cellular component: nucleus.
UUCAGAGCAAGACUUCUGUUUUUUUUCUCCUUCUGCUCUGCGCAUUGAGAUUGAGCGCCAUAUUUUUUUGCCAUAAAAUUUAAGUAUAAUGCAAGUCUAAAAACGUAAACGUCUUUGGUUGUUCACCUGCUUUGUGACAUGUCCGUGUUAAGCACCUCUACCAGCAAGCUGAAUGUACUGGUCAACAAGCUUCACGAGUACUUGGCUCAUUCCAAUGUUGAGGGCAACAGUGGAGCACCAACUUGUGAGGAUGGUGAUGGUCAGACAAACAGGAGCUGUUCUGGGGGAAAUUCAGCAGGCCAUUCUGUGGCAGAGGCCGGUCUGGAUUCUAGAUACUCAAGGAGGAAACCUUUAGUUGUCAUAAAACACUCUGGACUGGAUGAAUCUGGCGACUCAAAUGCAAGUGAGGACCUGGAUUUACCCAUCAGUGCAAACGGCCAUCUUGAUGUCACUAGAUUGCCUAAAGGCACGGUGCUGGUCAGACCUGAACCGGUUGACAAUGGCAGAGAUGAUUUCAGAGGUCCGGAGUUUCGCAGCCGGAAACCCAACGUACUGCGGAAAGAGUUUUCAAAGAGACGUGGAGGAGGCGAACAUGUGGCAAUUGUGUGCUGCACCGCAUGUGGCCGGCAAGUUAACCACUACCGGAAAGAUUCCCUGUAUCGACAUCCAGUUCUUAAAGUGCUCAUUUGCAAGGCUUGCUACAAAUAUUACUCAAGUGAUGAUAUCAGCAAGGAUGGAGAUGGGAUGGAUGAGCAGUGCAGGUGGUGUGCUGAAGGAGGCAACUUAAUCUGUUGCGACUUCUGUAGCAAUGCUUUCUGCAAGAAAUGUAUUCUAAGAAAUCUGGGAAGGAAAGAGCUGUCUGGGAUUUUGGAGAGCAAAUGGUACUGCUACGUGUGCAGCCCUGAGCCUCUUUUUGACUUGGUGGUGGCGUGCAACAGUGUCCUUGAGAACAUAGAGCGUCUGUGGCACCAACAGAGGAGGAAGAAUCGGGUAGAGCCAGGGAAAUCUGAACUGUACCACAUGUUGCCACAUUCGCCACAGAACAUUCCUUCGGAUAAAUGGGAUCACAGUGGUAUGGAUGGGAAUGUGGUCUUUAACUACAAUACUCUGCGAGUUUCCAAGGACAUUACCAAAAAGGCCAAACAUUUAGUGGACUCAACAAAUGCCCUAAACCAAACGUUUAUCAAUUUUAUUCAUGGUGUCACAACAAACAAACAGACGCCUAGUGUUCGCGUGUUGUAUCUGAACUCUUUUUUGGGUGUAGUUAAAGGCUUACGGAAAUCUCUUGCAGCAUUUGAGGAUAGCCUUAAGGAAGAAUUCAGUGAUGUGGAUCUGUCGAACAACUGGGAAAAGAUCCUCAACAGUGACUUUGAUAGUCUUCUAACAGACGCAGAGAUUGAGCUGGAUAUCUCUGAUGCAAGGUGUUUGGAUGACUUGCAGAAACAGGCAGCUGAGCACUUUGAAGAUAAUGAUUCUGAUUCCAAGGGAUACUCAGAACGGAGAGGCCAGCAUGACUGCUCUGGGCAGGACAUGGAUUCAGAUUCACAUGGAGCUCAACAGAGAACAGGGAAUAUGAACCUGAAGCCUUCUGAAAGUCAGGUUGAGAUGAGUAAAAAAUUGGUAGUAAAACUCACACCAGUAGCCAUGGAGCAUGAGCCUUCACCUGAAGUCCAAAAGACUGAAGAGGGUGUCCAGGAGAAGGAGAAGAAGUCAAAGGAAAAACAUGUAUCAGAGGAUGAAGAACGGAGUGAUGUGUGUGUUAAAGCUGACAGUGAGAUGAGCAAUGACAACUCUAGUGGUCCUCUCUUACCAGAGGGAAAAGGUACCAGACGGUCUCCUCGUGUGAAGACAACUCCUCUGCGUAGACCAAGUGAUGUUAAAACCAAAACGUCUCUUUCAGCAGGAGAUAGUGAUAGUGACUCUGACCCUGAGGAGACCCCCAACGAUGUGCCAGUCACAAACACCGAAGAACAAAGUUUGAGCAGAGCAAGAGAUGACUCUGACUCCGAUGAAGUCCCCGCUGCUCUGCUUGAGCGAGCAGCUUUGACACAAAGCUCAGAUGAACCUCAGAGUGAUGAUGAAGGGGAUAAGGCGUCAACAAACAAGGUGGCUAAGAAAUGUCUUUUUUGGCUCACUAAGAACAGCCCGAUGUCACCAGAGAAGAUGCGGCGAAAACGCAAGAUGCUGGACCGCUCCUCUGAAUCCGAAUCAAGCAACAGAGGAGUCAAAGCUCGACAGGAAAGUGGAACAGACUCCUCUAGUGAGGAUCAAGACUCUGAGCAGAAAAUACAACACUUACACACAGUGCGGUCCAUCGGGAAGCCACACCUUGUCAAAAGAGAAGAGGAGGGUGUGGCUGGUAAGCAGAGAAGAAUGCAAGCUAGGAAGUCCACAACAAAGUCUCACCAGGAUGCCUCUGAAUCAUCCUCAUUAAGUGAUGAUGAUCAAGAUGAUGACUCUGCAAGUGAUGGAAGUGAUCAGAAGAUGAAACCAAUCACAGAAGAUGUGGCCUCACUUGGAGUAGCAGCUUUCCACCAAUCAUCAGGAGAUGAUGAGCAGUCUGGGCCCUCGUGGGCAGCUGAAGAAGAUGAUGAUCCAGAAAAUAGAAUCGCUAAGAAAAUGCUAUUGGCCCAAAUUAAAGCUGACUACUCCUCGGCUGAUGAUAUUUCUUCGGAUGAGGAGACGCAGGAGGAUGACUCUGAGUCAGAGGAUAACAACGAAGCCAAACAAGGCAAUCAGGAGAAUGGGACGAAUUCAAAUGAAUCCUCUGACACCAUAUCUGAUGACCCCAAGUCCAGGCACCAUCUUCUCCGACACAAACUCACUUUAGAUGAAGGAACAUCAGGUGAAAAGGCUGAGAGUGAAAUAGGAAAGGAGGAGAGCAAGAGAAGAGCCAGGAGAAAACGCCUUAACUCUGAUAGUGAAAUCACUGAUAACACUAGUGACUCACAUGAAGAUACGGGGAUGAGCGUGGAGCUCAGUCAGACAGAGGAUGAGGCUGAUGAAGAUGAUCUUGACAGAUUGGACACAAACGAAGAAGAAACUAAUUUAACUUAUGAACUGAAGAAACAAGUGCCCUGCAUUUGGUUAUCUGACUCCAGCAGCGAUAAGAGUGAUCAAGAGGGUGCAAAUGAAGGGACCAGUGAAAGUAAAGGCACCCCUAAAGGGCGCAAAAAGAUCCGCAAAAUCAUUGAUGAUGUGAACCUCUGUGCUGAGACUCAAGAAGCCCUUAGGAUGGAGGAGGAGAGACGCAAACGUUUGGCAGACAGGGAGCAACAGAUGGAGGACAGGAGAGAGAUCAUUGAAAUACCAGAUGAGCUGUCUCAAGUGAUGUGUCCCAUCACAACCAAGCUGGUCUUGGAUCAAAAUGAAGAGACUAAGGAGCCUCUCGUUCAGGUGCACAGUAACCUGGUUACAAGACUGAAGCCUCACCAAGUGGACGGUGUCCAGUUUAUGUGGGACAGUUGUUGUGAGUCUGUGAAGAAGGCCAACUCUUCUCCUGGAUCAGGCUGUAUACUGGCACACUGUAUGGGUCUGGGGAAGACUCUGCAGAUGGUGGCGCUCCUUAACACUGUGCUGCUCUCACCAAACCUAAAAUUCAGAACAGCUUUGGUUGUUUGUCCACUUAAUACCAUCCUCAACUGGGUCAGUGAGUUUAAGAAAUGGCAAGUCAACUUGGGGGAAGCUAAAAUUAAGGUUACAGAACUGGCUACAAAAAAACAAGUCUUUGAACGCCUCAUAGCCCUGCAGAGAUGGCAGAAGGAUGGAGGUGUUAUGAUAAUGGGGUAUGAAAUGUACCGCAUCCUGUCUCUAGGACAUAAAAUCAGCAACGAGGAGUGGAAGAAGGAGUUGAAGAGCGCGUUAGUCGAUCCAGGUCCAGAUUUUGUGGUUUGUGAUGAAGGCCACAUCCUCCGCAAUGAAGGCUCCAAUAUCUCCAAAGCAAUGAAUGCCAUCAAGACCCAAAGAAGAGUGGUUCUAACUGGCACACCACUUCAAAACAACCUUGUUGAGUACCACUGCAUGGUCAGUUUUAUCAAGAAGAAUCUUCUGGGCUCUCUGAGUGAAUUCCGAAACCGCUUCAUCAACCCCAUACAGAACGGCCAAUGUGCUGACUCUACCCCAAGAGAUGUCAGGAUCAUGAAGAAGCGAGCACAUGUGCUUCAUGAAAUGUUGUCUGGAUGUGUGCAGAGAAGAGAUUACUCAGAGCUGACCCAAUUUCUGCCCCCCAAGCACGAGUAUGUGCUGGCUGUGAGGAUUUCUCCACUUCAGUACAAGUUAUAUCGCUAUUACCUCGACCAUGUCACAAAUGAGAGCGCCGUGACCAACAAAACAAAGCAUAGGCUGGGAGCAAACCUGUUCAAAGACUUUCAGAUACUUGGUCGAAUUUGGACUCAUCCAUGGUGCCUUCAUCUCAGUCAAGUCAGCAAAGAAAACAAGAAACUUUCUGAUAAAAGGAAUCAGCUGAAGGGAGUGGGUCAGUUGAGACAUGUAGAAACUAUCAUGGCUGAGAGUGGACUAGAAGAAGCUCAAGAAAUGGAAGCAAACGACAUCACAAACAGUACAAUGAUUCAUGAUGCUUCCAAAGAUGCCUCAGUAAUAGAAGGAGAGAAAGCAGACUGCAGCUUGAAGCCUCAAAGUCCAAAUGAUUGCUGGUACAAGAAUCUGCUCUCUGAGAGAGAUGCCAAAAUCCAGGAGCACUCUGGGAAGAUGGUGCUCUUGUUUGAGAUCCUCAAACUGGCAGAAGACCUGGAUGAUAAAGUGCUUGUGUUCAGUCAGUCUUUGAUCUCGUUGGACCUAAUUGAGGCGUUCCUUGAGGCCUCUCACCGUGCCAGAGAACCAUCAUCAGUCAAAGUGGGAAGCUGGAUUAAAAAUGUAGAUUAUUAUCGUCUUGACGGUUCCACCAGUGCUCUGCUGAGGAAGAAAUGGACCGAUGAAUUCAGUAAUCCCCACAACACCCGCGGCCGAUUGUUUCUCAUCUCAACGAGAGCGGGAUCGCUCGGCAUCAACCUUGUGGCUGCUAACAGAGUCAUCAUCUUUGAUGCCUCAUGGAAUCCCUCUUAUGACAUACAGAGCAUUUACAGAGUGUACCGCUUCGGUCAGCUCAAGCACGUGUUUAUUUACCGCUUCUUGGCUCAGGGCACCAUGGAGGAGAAGAUCUAUGAUCGGCAGGUGACCAAGCAGUCUCUUUCAUACCGAGUUGUUGAUCAGCAGCAGAUUGAGAGGCAUUUCACUCUUUUUGAACUGACUGAGCUCUACACAUUUGAGCCAGACCUGCUUGAUGACCCAAACUCUAAGAAAAGCAAGAGACCCCUCUCUCUUAUACCUAAGGAUACUUUCCUGGCACAGCUGUUAGAAACCUGCAAAGAUCAGAUAGUGUCUUACCACGAGCACGAAUCCCUGCUGGACCACAAACAAGAGGAGGAGCUCAGUGAGGCAGAACGCAAAGAUGCGUGGGCCGAGUACGAAGCCGAGUCAAACAAAGCCACCCACCCAGUCAGCUCUAGCCAGGACAUGUUGCACCAGAAGACCAAUGAGCAGCUACUGGAGCUGCUCAACAAAAGCAGAGCAAACGUAUCGAUGACCUUCCUUGCGUUGCAGAAGAUGAGGUCUCACACGAUCGAGGACUACAAGUUAUGGCUGAGGCAGCAGUAUCCCGUCUUGCAGAAGGCUGAGGUUGAUUUUAAAGCAAGGGCCUGGAAAGAAUAUGAUGACAAAAGGCAGGAAAUUACACAAGCCUUUUAUCGAGAUGCUCUUGCACAGCAACGAUCACUGACGUUCAGAAUUGAGGACAUACUGAACAGUCGACGAAAUCAAGGGAUCCACACAGCCGUGACAACUGUAACCCAGCCGGGACAGACAUCCCUGCCUUAGCGUGAAGAGUAGUGAUGUCUUUGCUCUGUCAUGUUAUUUAAUCAUUUUCAUUUCAUUGUAGCAUGUUACAGCGGCUUUAAUAAUCUCUGAAUGUUUCCAUGACAUAAAAAGAGUCAGUUUAACCUUUACAGCUUUAGUACAUCACAGCAGCAAGUUAUCAUGGUGUUUCCAACUUUUAGUUUAGUGUAUUAUUGCUGUGCACUUUUACCGACGUAGGAAAUGUACUGGCUGUUUGAAAAACUACUUUUGUAAUUGCUGCUUGUUACCCUGAAAGUAAUCUAUAGAUGCCUAAAAAAUCUUAAAUGUUUUUGUAUUAACAUUUUAUAUGGCUUUUUUUCUAAAUAAACCAACUAA